This is a messenger RNA of Sordaria macrospora k-hell, 285 nucleotides long. RefSeq lists its product as uncharacterized. NCBI's taxonomy places the organism in Eukaryota, Fungi, Ascomycota, Sordariomycetes, Sordariales, Sordariaceae. The record is from RefSeq and is a predicted model, not a curated record.
AUGGCUUCACGCCGCGACGAAAUUAUAGCCUUGACCGAGAGGAUCGAGGCCCUUAUAGACGACUCUCAGACCGUUAUCGGACUUAACAACGAUCCGCUACGUCGGAGGCUCCGUGAAGCUGGAAGGAGGUUGAGCGCUGCCCUUGAAACCCCGGGAGAUACAGCUCACCGAGUCAUUUACUCGCCUCUGCAUCUGGCCACCGCAAAGAUUGGAGUCGACAAAGGCAUUUUCAAGCUCCUGGCAGAAGCGGACGAUGCUACUCCUACGGCUGAAGAGCUAGCCUAA